AUGACUGAAAGCACAAGUGUAGGAUUUCCAGCUUUCAUAGGUCAUAUAAUCAAACCACGUUUUAAAAUAAAUACAACAAUUUGUGGCCAGUUACAGCAAUACUAUGCUCUCACAUUGAUUAAUAAUGAUUUCAAUAAUUGUGAAAAUGGAGAAUCUAAUAAUGGAUCUAUUAGUAUGGAAACAUGUAGACUUACAAGGAAUGAUGGAAAGGUGCAAUCAUAUUGUGGUCUGAAAUUACAAAAUUCUCAAAGACAAUCUUCAACCAACAUUGGGCUCAAUUCUAUCAGUGCACAAUCUGCUACUUUUAUUGCAAGAAAUGGAACAACACAAACUUAUUGGGCACUGAAGUUAGUAGACACUAUGGCAUUACAAAAAAACAGUAUGCAUCAUGUGAUAGACGAAGCAGGUCCCAGCCGCAUUCCUUCGCAUUUGCCUAAUUCUGGUACACAGAACAUACAUGAUGCUGUAUCCAAUGCAAAUGAGGUUUUGGGAAAAAAGAAAGAAACCAGUUCAGUAGCAAAAGCAUUUCGCAUGGCACGAAAUUGGACUGUGCAAAAUAAUGAGAACAAUUGUCGAAUCCGGUUAAUAGGUCAAGGAAGACAAGCGAGUCAAUAUAAUAGACCUACCGUGUCUGAGGUUGCUGUAUUGGUAACAAAUGAUUUUGAUGAAAAUACAGAACCAAGGGAUAUCAUAGUUAGAGCAAGACAAGGUGGAUUGCAACGAAUUUCAGAAUUACAUCAGCUGUAUAUAGCAUUACAGUAUCCUCUACUAUUUCCUUAUGGUGAAACAGGGUAUCAUGAGCAUAUACUCUAUCAUAACAAUACUGGACCGACAAAAACAAAAUGGGAAACUGUUAUAAUGAGGGAAUUCUAUUCUUACAGAAUUCAUUAUAGGCAUAAUGAGUCAACAACAAUACUAAGAGGUGGCAGGCUUUAUCAACAAUACCUGGUUGAUUCCUAUACUACAGUUGAAGAAGAACGUCUGAGAUAUACACGAACUCACCAAAAAGAGUUACGUGCAGAUGUCUAUAAUAAUGUAUGUGAUGCUGUGACAAAAGGAGACACUCAAGCUAAAGCAAUUGGGAAGAGAAUUGUCUUACCUGCUACCUUCACAGGAAGUCCAAGGUACAUGAUGCAGAAUUACCAAGAUGCUAUGGCUCUUUGUUGGGCAUUCGGGAAUCCAGACCUCUUCAUUACCUUUACAGCAAAUCCACAAAGGCUUGAGGUUGGUAAAAUGGUAUCACUAAUCAACGGGCAACCGACACAUGAACGGUCUGAAAGUGUUACCCGCGUUUUCAAAAUGAAAUUGGAUAUCUUGAUGGAAGAUAUUAUGAAAAAGAAAAUAUUUGGUGCAUGUAAAGCAGGCAUUUAUACAAUUGAAUUUCAAAAGCGAGGGCUCCCCCAUGCACAUAUUCUGAUCUGGCUUGAUGUUGCUGCAAAAUGUAAAACUCCAGAAGAAAUAGAUGAUCUGAUAUCAGCAGAAAUACCGUUGCAGAGUGAAGAUCCAGAUGGUCAUGAAGCUGUUGUAGAGUUCAUGUUACACGGUCCAUGUGGUGUUGAUUCACCAAAUGCAUCAUGCACAUUUAACACUACAUGUCUAAAACACUUUCCAAAACCUUUUUACCAAUCAACCACUAUUGACGAUGAUGGAUACCCUGUUUAUCGCCGGAGAAAAAAUAAUGUAUCUGUAAUGAAAGGUAAAGCAGUGCUCCUCAAUGGUUUUGUAGUUCCUUACAAUCGCUUCCUGUUACUUAAGUACCGAGCACACAUUAAUGUGGAGUGGUGUAAUCGAUCUCGGGCAAUCAAAUAUUUGUUCAAAUACCAUAACAAAGGGCCAGACAGAGUAACAAUGGUCGAAGCAGAAAAUGUUGUAAGGACUGGUCCAUCUGCAGAAGAAAAAAUAGUGCACAUUGAUGAAAUCAAAAACUAUCAGGACUGCCGGUAUUUAUCACCCUGCGAAGCGGUAUGGCGAAUGUUUGCGUUCAUAUCCACUAUUCCUAUCCUGCAGUUAUUAGGUUGA
This is a messenger RNA of Erigeron canadensis, 2019 nucleotides long. RefSeq lists its product as uncharacterized. NCBI's taxonomy places the organism in Eukaryota, Viridiplantae, Streptophyta, Magnoliopsida, Asterales, Asteraceae. Bases 1 to 2019 code for a protein of 672 amino acids. The transcript is spliced from 6 exons. The record is from RefSeq and is a predicted model, not a curated record.